CACGCCAAUUAAUGGAGUACAAAUUUUUGCAGAACAGACCUCACUCUCUCUCUCUCUCUCUCUCUCUUUCUCGAGCCCCUACCUUCUUCCUUGCCUAUGCUUCUCUCUCUCUCUCUCUCUCUUUCUCUCCAUCAGCUUUGUUCUUCAUUUCUUAGCCCAAUAUCACAAGGGUUUUCUUGUAACUCCCUCGAGUUUCUAAAAAACUUCUAAAGAAGAGUUUUUGUUUUUCUUUGAUAAACAGGGGUUUUUGGCUGGAGAGGAUUGUUAUUACCUCCUUCAAUCAGGGACCUUCUUGAAAGUUAUUUGUUUUAAGCAAUCCCACCAUUUUACUUGCAAGAAGAUGAAAUGGGCAUUUGAUUAAAGGAAGAAGAAAAAGAAAAGAAGAAGAAGAGGAAGAAGAAGAAGAAGAAGAAAAAAGAAGAAAAAGAAGAAGAAGCUGCUUUAGCUUUGGCCAACAAAGAAAAAAAUGGGUUGUGUUGCCUCAAAGUUAGAGGAGGAAGAAGAAGUAGUUUCCAUUUGUAGAGAAAGAAAACGCCAUUUAAAGUUAGCUGUUGAGAGAAGGUAUGCUCUUGCAGAAGCACAUUGUAAAUAUUGUCAAGCUUUAUAUGCUGUUUCAGCUGCCAUUAAACUCUUUGUAGCUCGCCAUUCAUCUCCUUCUCCUUUCCUCAUUACAUUCCCUCCUCCCUCUCCUCCUUCUGAAAAAGUUAUAACCAAUCCAAUGUUUCUUCAGCAAAUGCCUUCUGAUUCCACUCAUGAAACCAUAGCCACCUGCCCUUCUUGUAUUUCUUCUUCUUCAACCUCUUCACAAUCCUCCAUUGAAGAAAGAGAAGAAGAAUCAGUAGAAGAGGAGAGGAUCGAACAAGUUCCUCCUUAUUUCUACAUGCAAAUGCCACCCCCAAUGCCAUCCCCUCAAAGGGAGUUUGGAUGGGAUUUCUUCAAUCCAUUUGAGUCAAUGAGGACUGAUGUCGUCGGCGAAUAUCGCGAGGAUGAGCUCAGGAUGGUGAGGGAGGAAGAAGGAAUUCCAGAGUUGGAAGAAGCCGAGGUAGAGAAAGAAGAUGGAAACCAGAGAGUUGUGGCUGUUGCUGAGGAGGAAAAUGUUGGAGCUUUUAGAGAGCAGAGGAAUGGAGUUGAAGUGAUUAAAGUUGGAGACAAGGAAGAUGAGGGUCAAUUUAAGCAGAAAGGGCUAACAGUCAUUGAUACACCAGUUGAAGGAAGGGAGCUUUUGGAAGCAUUACAAGACGUUGAGGAUUAUUUUAUCAGGGCUUAUGAUUCUGGAGUUGAUAUUUCUAGGAUGUUAGAGGCUAACAAAAUUCAACUUCAAUCUGGUUUAGAAGAAAUUAAAGAAAACUCGACGAAACUCAUCCAAGCGAUUACCUGGCACCGUUCUGUUUCGGGCAAGCCUUCAUCAUGUAAAAGUCUAGUAGCAUCGAGUUCAAAAGGUUCUCCAGCAUGGACAGAGUUUAAGAAUGAGCUGUUUGAUGAUUACGAUGUAAUGGACUCAGGAAGUCAUUCUUCGACUCUUGGACGAUUAUAUGCUUGGGAGAAGAAGCUCUACGAAGAGGUCAAGGCUGGGGACAGCAUGCGCAAACUGUAUGAGAAAAGGUGCUCGCGACUAAGGAACCAAGACGUUAAAGGGGAUAAUGGAGUUAGUACCGAUAAAACUCGAGUUGCAGUAAAGGAUUUAUAUGCCAGGAUCUUGGUUGCCAUACGGAGUGCAGAAUCGAUCUCGACAAGAAUUGAGAAACUAAGAGACGACGAGCUACAACCUCAGAUUAUUGAGCUAUUAAAAGGCUUAACAAGAUCAUGGAAAAUCAUGUUGGAAGUUCAUGAAACCCAGAAAAAGAUAAUUCUUGAAGUGAAGACUUAUUCCUGUCAUUCCUAUCUGAAGUUCUGUAACGAAUCUCAUCGUCUUGCAACUCUUCAGCUUGGGGCUGAGCUCCAAAACUGGCGUUCGUGUUUUUCAAAAUAUGUUGAAUCACAAAAGGCUUACGUUGAAGCUCUCCAUGGAUGGCUGACCAAGUUCGUAGUGCCUGAGGUUGAGUUCUACUCUCGGGGUCGAGCAUCAGCUGUGCCGUAUGGGCUGCACGGACCUCCAUUGCUUUCAAUCUGCCACAAUUGGCUAUCUUCCAUGGAAAAGUUACCUGAUAAACCAGUUGCCUUUGCAUUGAAAAGUUUUGCAAAAGAUAUGAAAGCUCUAUCAGAUAUACAGAUGGAGGAGCAACACCAAAAGAGAAGAGUCGAAAGUCUCGGAAAGGAACUUGACCGAAGGAUCUUGUCAUUACAGAAAACAGAGAACAAGUUCUUUGAGUUCAACUUUACCGAGACGAAAUCAGAGUUGGAAGUGGAAAAUCAGAACGAGUACUUAACCGAAAAGAAAGAUCAGCUGGACUUGUUCAAAAAGAAGCUUGAUUUGGAGAAGGAAAAACACAACAACUGCAUUCAAGAAGCUCAAAGGAUUACAUUAAAUGGAAUCCAAACAGGGUUUUCUACAGUUUUUGAAUCGUUAUCCGAGUUCUCCAAGGCGUCCCAAAAAAUGUACGACCACCUUGUGAAUUACAGUGAGAAUGCCAAUAAAUCUGAAAACAUAAACUAUAUUGAGGGCUCCUCACAAACUGAAGAAAAUGUUGGCAGAUAAUGAAGGACAAUACCAAAAAAGUGGUCGGUUUACUCAGAGUUCUGUAAAUUAUAAUUUGUCGAAGCAGCUCGCUGAGACAUUGCAAUUUGUAUUUUUAUUCUAGCAUCUCCUCUUAGAAAUUUGUUAAGAUUUUUGUUACAUGCUUUCAUUGCCCACAAUUUUGUUGCAGAUGUCAAUUUAUUGGCUUUUUUUCUACAUAUUAUUGGGAAGAAACCAAAGAAAUGUAGAUUUGGAGAUUUUAAGUGGGCAAUUAUUGUAAGUAGCUUCAAUGUACCUGAAAAACAAAGAAGCUUGAGACCUAAAUUUAAUGGUUGAACAGCUCCAUUUUAACCUUUUCAGUUUCCC
Messenger RNA from Cucumis sativus (cucumber), 2980 nucleotides. RefSeq names its product protein ALTERED PHOSPHATE STARVATION RESPONSE 1. Bases 467 to 2635 code for a protein of 722 amino acids. NCBI's taxonomy places the organism in Eukaryota, Viridiplantae, Streptophyta, Magnoliopsida, Cucurbitales, Cucurbitaceae. The record is from RefSeq and is a predicted model, not a curated record. The transcript is spliced from 5 exons.